This is a messenger RNA of Hippopotamus amphibius kiboko, 939 nucleotides long. Its product is annotated as olfactory receptor 1052-like. NCBI's taxonomy places the organism in Eukaryota, Metazoa, Chordata, Mammalia, Artiodactyla, Hippopotamidae. The record is from RefSeq and is a predicted model, not a curated record. Gene Ontology annotation, molecular function: G protein-coupled receptor activity; odorant binding; olfactory receptor activity. Gene Ontology annotation, biological process: G protein-coupled receptor signaling pathway; sensory perception of smell. Gene Ontology annotation, cellular component: membrane. The transcript has a single exon.
AUGGCUGAAGAGAAUUUGACUGCUGUUACUGAAUUUAUUCUCUUGGGACUGACAGACUGAGCCGAACUGAAAACUGUGCUUUUUGUGUUGUUCCUGGUGACUUAUGUCAUUACUUUGGUGGGGAAUCUGGGCAUGAUCUUCUUAAUCCAACUCUCUCCCAAGCUCCACACACCCAUGUACUUCUUCCUCAGCUCCCUUUCAUUGGUGGAUGCCUGCUACUCAUCUGUUAUUGCACCAAAAAUGCUGAUCAGCUUCCUGGGUGGGAGAGAAACCAUCUCAUUCUCUGCUUGCAUAGUGCAGCAUUUGUUUUUUGGGGUGUUCAUCACCACAGAAGGCAUCUUGCUGUCAGUAAUGGCUUAUGACCGUUAUGUGGCCGUGGUCAACCCUCUGCUUUACACUGUAGCCAUGUCUAAGAGGAAGUGUGUAGGGCUGGUCACUGGGUCAUUCAUAGGUGGAAUGAUUAACUCUCUGACACACACCAUAAGCUUGGGGAAAUUGUCCUUCUGUGGGUCCAAUGUUGUUGGUCACCUCUUCUGUGAUGUUCCCCCACUGCUAAAGCUGUCAUGUUCUGAUACCUCCAUGAAUGAAUUGUUGCUCUUAAUCUUCUCUGGAGUCAUUGCCAUGGCAACCUUAUUGAUUGUGAUUAUUUCCUAUGUUUUCAUUGCUGUUGCUAUCCUGAGGAUCCGCUCAGCAGCAGGCAGACAGAAAGCCUUCUCCACCUGUGCCACUCACCUGACUGCUGUGACCAUAUUCUAUGGUACCUUAAGUUUUAAUUAUAUUCAGCCAAGUUCCCAGUAUUCUGUAGAACAGGAGAAAGUGGUUUCUGUGUUCUACACACUAGUGAUUCCCAUGUUAAACCCACUAAUUUACAGUCUGAGAAACAAAGAGGUAAAAGAUGCUGUGAGAAGGGCCAUAGAAAUGAAACAUUUCCCCUGUUAA